Molecule: messenger RNA, 1413 nt
Organism: Microsporum canis CBS 113480
Lineage: Eukaryota; Fungi; Ascomycota; Eurotiomycetes; Onygenales; Arthrodermataceae
Product: L-isoaspartate (D-aspartate) O-methyltransferase
Exons: 2
Coding region: 1-1413 (470 amino acids)
Biological process (GO): response to antibiotic
Source: RefSeq, a predicted model, not a curated record
AUGGCAGCGGAACUCGUCGAUCUUAUUAAAUCGAAUGCAAAGCCUCUCCCGCCCCUUUCAAGUCGGUCUUUCGGGUCUCAAUUUGACCACCUUGGGAAGUAUAAGGUCGUCUUGCUCGGUGACGGAACGCACGGCACAUCAGAAUUCUAUCGAGCCCGCGCAGAGAUAACCAAGCAUCUCAUCCAACACCACGGCUUUGAUGCUGUAGCUGUUGAGGCAGAUUGGCCUGAUUCUGAAGCGGUAGACAGAUAUGUGAGACAACGUCCGGGUGUUAAAGCAAAAAUCGAGUGCCCAGAGGAACCCGCCUUCCAGCGAUUUCCAACAUGGAUGUGGCAAAAUUCAGACGUUCAGGACAUGGUGCACUGGAUGAGGGACCAUAAUCGCAAUCUCCCACAUCACAAACGAGUUGGUUUUUAUGGGUUGGAUUUGUACAGUAUGGGCCGAUCCAUCGACUCUAUCAUCAAAUACCUGGACACAAUAGAUCCAAAAAUGGCAAAGCUUGCUCGCCAGCGCUAUGGGUGUUUGCAACCUUGGGUUGAAGAUCCAGCGGAGUAUGGCUUAGCUAGUUACCUUGAUAGUGGAAUGAAUACUUGUGAAGAACAAGUACUCGACAUGCUCCGUGAUCUUCUUCAGAAGCGCUUGGAGUACACAGCGGCACAUCGCGACGGUGACGAGUUUCACAGUGCAGAGCAAAAUGCAUUUCUGGUAGCUGACGCAGAGGCUUAUUACCGUGCUAUGUAUUCAAGCUCCGUGGAUUCUUGGUCUCUUAGAGACUCCCACAUGUUCGAAACUCUGAAACGUCUCCUCACUACUAAAGGCCCAGAGUCCAAGAUUGUUGUUUGGGCACAUAAUAGCCACAUUGGUGAUGCCAGAUAUACUAGCAUGGGAAGACGCAAGGGUGAACUGAAUAUCGGCCAGUUAUGCCGCGAAGGAUUUGGCAGAGAAAACGUUGCUCUAAUUGGGUGUAGUACACAUACGGGAACAGUGGCAGCCGCUAAUGAAUGGGGCAGUGAUGUGGAAAUCAUGGAUGUAGUGUCCUCGAGAAGUGACUCUUGGGAACACUUAGCCUAUCAAUCUGGGCAAGAUACGUUUUAUCUCGAGCUCAGGAAGGAUUUGGCCAAUCCUGAGCUGAUACGUGCAAUAGCAAAGGCGUCCCCCAAAUUAGAGCGAUUUAUCGGAGUGAUUUAUCGCCCCAAAACCGAACGUACCUCUCAUUACUCGUCUACCGAUCUCGCGGACCAGUUUGACGGCUUUGUCUGGUUUGAGCGCACAGAGGCAGUUAAACCUUUGGGGGGAGUGAAGAAGGUACAAGGAAAACGAGUAAAUGGGCCUUUGGAACUUUGGACCCUGCAGGGCGAAGCUAUGCUUGUUGAUCUAGUGGAUAUACUCACCGGCAUGGCGCCCGAGAGUUAA